AUGUUUAAUAGAAGUCUUCGUCGUCUGAUAACAGCAUAUUGCCACAAUGUUCAAAAAACUACCGAUGCGUCUUAUGAAUUGGAUUAUCGCACAAUGCUUGUGCUGACUGAUAUGACCGCUCGACAAUAUCGUAUACUGCUCGGUGCCGAAACGUUGGCAACAAUUUUACUACGUUCGACAAAUCAUCAAUAUCACAGCAGUAAAGAUGAACAAGCUCAAGAACGUUUUCAUGAUUUAGCGAAUCAAAGAGAUUCAAUAUUUACAGGCAAAAUUCUUAUUGAUAUGGACGCGCGUCACGUCAGUAUUGAAGCUGUACGUACACAUCCAAUAACUCAUGAACGAGAGAAAAUUGUUCAUCGGCAUGCUUUACUCGAUACAGAAACGAGUAUACAAGGUUUACUUGAACGUUUAACUGUUUAUGGUAAAUCACGUAAUGUUCAACUUCUGCAGUUGAUCGAUCUUAAUCUUCUAUCCGCUGAAAGUGCCUAUGAUGAAAAACAAAAAUUUGAAACAUUAAAAGAACGACUUGAUGAAUGUGCUGCAUAUCGUCGUUCAAUGAUUGUUUAUGAUUUAGAUUCAUUAAUUGGUAUUAAUCGAAGUGAAGGAAAUGCUUCAACAGGUCGAACAACGAAUCUAUCAUUGAUCAAUCAUAAUAUAUACACUCAUAUUAAAGAUAAAUUUCAAAAUACUUAUAUUCAAGCACCAUCAGAUUCUAACGAUAACAAUAACAUUGUUAGUGAUGAAAAAUGGUCUGUUAUGGCCAUACGUGAACCAUUCUUAUUGCGUCAGUUUUGUGAUGAUAUUCAAUUUACACGUUCAGUAGAUGAAAUCGAGGAAGAAGAAGAAGAAAAUCGACGAGCUACUGAACAAAUUAAAUGCGUUCAAUGUGAUGAUUUUUAUAUUGAACAAGAUAAUCGCAUGGGUGCUUGUACACAUCAUGAUGGAUUUAUCUAUAAUAUUUACUCUCCGAAAUUGGAUAUAUGGACUCAACGAAGAGCCACUGAACAAUUAAUGAAAGAAGAUUCUCUAUCAAUUGGAUCAUCCGCAAAUGGUAUGCAAACACCAGAACAAAAGGAAUAUCUUGAACGUAUGAAACAACGUUUCAAAUUUAUUUGUUGUCAUCAAACAUUAUUUAGCGGAAGUAUGAUGGGCGGUUGCAAAAAGGGUAAACAUAGUUCACCAAAUGUUACAGUUGAAGAAUGGGAAAAGACUUAUAAUGAAAAUCAAGAGUAUCAAAAUAAACGAUUGAGUUUACUCAGAAGCAAAGGACAAUAA
Didymodactylos carnosus is the source of this 1275-nucleotide messenger RNA. The record is from the annotation of a GenBank genome assembly. Lineage: Eukaryota; Metazoa; Rotifera; Eurotatoria; Philodinida; Philodinidae.